Messenger RNA from Gekko japonicus, 1383 nucleotides. RefSeq names its product gamma-aminobutyric acid (GABA) A receptor, beta 1 (gene GABRB1). NCBI's taxonomy places the organism in Eukaryota, Metazoa, Chordata, Lepidosauria, Squamata, Gekkonidae. Gene Ontology annotation, biological process: regulation of membrane potential; monoatomic ion transmembrane transport; signal transduction. The record is from RefSeq and is a predicted model, not a curated record. Bases 16 to 1383 code for a protein of 455 amino acids. Gene Ontology annotation, molecular function: GABA-A receptor activity; neurotransmitter receptor activity; extracellular ligand-gated monoatomic ion channel activity. Gene Ontology annotation, cellular component: neuron projection; synapse; GABA-A receptor complex. The transcript is spliced from 9 exons.
UGGUUCUUCCCGGUGAUGGUCGCCCUGGUCUGCCAUGCCAAGAGCGAGACUGAGCCCAGCAACAUGUCCUACGUGAAAGAGACGGUGGACAGAUUGCUCAAAGGAUACGACAUUCGCCUGAGGCCGGACUUCGGAGGUUCUCCCGUCGGCGUCGGGAUGAGCAUCGUGAUCGCCAGCAUCGACAUGGUCUCGGAAGUCAACAUGGACUAUACGCUUACCAUGUAUUUCCAACAGUCCUGGAGGGAUAAAAGAUUAUCGUAUUCUGGAAUACCUUUGAAUCUGACUUUAGAUAACAGAGUGGCUGACUAUCUCUGGGUACCAGAUACGUACUUCCUGAAUGACAAGAAAUCCUUCGUUCAUGGAGUUACAGUGAAAAAUCGAAUGAUUCGGCUUCAUCCAGAUGGAACAGUUCUUUAUGGAUUACGGAUCACCACCACGGCUGCGUGCAUGAUGGAUCUACGCAGAUACCCUCUGGAUGAACAAAACUGCACACUGGAAAUUGAAAGCUAUGGAUACACAACUGAAGAUAUUGAGUUCUACUGGAACGGAGAGGAAACAGCAGUCACGGGAGUGAACAAAAUUGAGCUCCCCCAAUUCUCAAUUAUUGAUUACAAGAUGAUCUCAAAAAGAGUGGAAUUUGCAACAGGGGCAUACCCUCGGUUGUCGCUGAGUUUUCGGCUCAAAAGAAACAUCGGUUACUUCAUUUUGCAAACCUACAUGCCUUCGACUCUGAUCACAAUUCUGUCAUGGGUAUCUUUCUGGAUCAACUAUGAUGCAUCUGCUGCAAGAGUGGCGCUAGGAAUCACCACUGUGUUGACGAUGACUACCAUCAGCACUCAUCUCAGGGAGACACUGCCAAAGAUUCCGUACGUGAAAGCAAUCGACAUCUACCUAAUGGGCUGUUUUGUGUUUGUGUUCCUCGCCUUGCUGGAAUACGCAUUUGUAAACUACACGUUCUUUGGGAAAGGCCCUCAGCAACAGAAGAAGGCGGCAGAAAAGGCCAGUAGUGACAAGAGAAAGGUGGACGUGAGUAAAGUUGAUGCCCGUGGGAAUAUACUCCUUACCACCCUGGAAAUGAGGAACGAAAUCAGCAGCUCUGACGUGCUCGCAAGCACAAAUGACCCGAGAGCCACCAUGUAUUCCUACGACAGUGCCAGCAUCCAUUACCGAGUCCCUGCGUCCACUAGAGACCUCUACAGCCGGAGCACUUUGGAUCGGCACACGGUCCAUCAAAAGGGACGCUUGAGGAGAAGAGCGUCGCAGCUCAAAGUCAAAAUCCCAGACUUGACUGAUGUAAAUUCCAUAGACAAGUGGUCCAGAAUGGUCUUUCCUAUCACAUUUAUUCUUUUUAACAUCAUUUACUGGCUUUAUUAUGUGCAUUGA